This is a messenger RNA of Symbiodinium natans, 438 nucleotides long. The record is from the annotation of a GenBank genome assembly. NCBI's taxonomy places the organism in Eukaryota, Dinophyceae, Suessiales, Symbiodiniaceae.
AUGUCUGCGGCCCUCGCACAGAAGGGCGAAGGAUGGGGCGACAGCUACGCUUUGGUGGCUGAAGAGCUGCACUGCAGUAUCUCCCAUAUGCGGGGAUGGCAGAUCACUGGACUGGCCGGAGCUGCACCAACUGAACCUUUGCCACGCUUGAUCCUCCACAGAUUUGAGUGUAUUUCAAGUUCAACCACUGGCCCGGCAAGCCCUAAAGGCGCUGAACGCGCGGAGCUGUCACCAUCCCGGAUCCUCUGCCACUGCACCGGGGCCCCAAGACAGUGCCUCCUGCAAGACCGUGCCUUAUGCCACGCGCCCGCUAGGGUGCUGGGACCCCUCGUUUCUGGAAGCUGCACAAUCGGUGGAGGGAUCUUCGUGAUUCAAGUCGAGCUGCCGCAGCGGUGCCGUGGGAGAAGGGAGCAAAUGGCGCCUCGUGCUGGAAUGUAA